AUGAGAGACACCGGCAACCAGGCCAAGUACGAGCAGCUUUUGGACGACGCCGGUCUCGAAAUCCGCAACAACGACAAAGAGCACAACGACGACGACGAGAAUGCGACACUAGAGGAGGAUAAAGAGCAAAGUUCCGAGAUGUGGCUGACAACUGCGGAAUCAGCUAGCCUUGGGGCUGAAGAAGUGGCAGCCAGAUUACACGUUGAUAUUCGAACGGGACUUAGGUGGCAAGAGGCUGACCACAGGAGGCAGCUAGCUGGCUUCAAUGAGUUUACCGUGAAGGAGGAAGAUCCACCAUGGAAGAAAUAUAUCGAACAAUUUAAGAAUCCAUUGAUUCUUCUUCUACUUGCCUCUGCGUUUGUCAGUGUGUGCAUGAAGCAAUUUGACGACGCUGUCAGUAUUACUGUGGCUAUCAUAAUAGUGGUGACAGUUGCAUUUGUACAAGAAUACCGAUCGGAGAAAUCUUUAGAGGAAUUGAAUAAAUUGGUACCACCGAUAUGUCACUGCUUGAGAGAGGGCCGUCUAGAGACAUUUCUCGCGCGUAAUUUAGUUCCUGGUGAUAUUGUGUAUUUAAAUAUUGGAGACAGAGUACCUGCCGAUAUCCGGAUAUUCGAGGCCAUAGAUUUAGCGAUCGACGAGAGCAGUUUCACCGGGGAGACUGAGCCGGCGCAAAAGUCAACGGCUCCACUGCUGAAAACCAACGGGCUAACGUCCAAGAGGAACAUCGCCUUCAUGGGUACCCUGGUACGCUGCGGUAACGGCAAGGGAAUUGUAGUGAAUACGGGAGAAAAGAGUGAAUUUGGGGAAGUUUUCUCAAUGAUGCAGGCCGAGGAGGCGCCAAAGACUCCACUACAGCGAAGCAUGGACAUUUUAGGUACACAGCUGUCUUUCUAUUCGUUCUGCAUUAUCGGUAUCAUCAUGCUGCUGGGAUGGAUCCAAGGUAAGGCUAUCCUUGAGAUGUUUACCAUUGGUGUAAGCUUGGCGGUAGCCGCCAUACCGGAGGGCUUGCCUAUCGUCGUAACCGUGACACUGGCACUGGGAGUCAUGAGAAUGGUCAAGAGAAAAGCCAUUGUAAAGAAGUUACCAACCGUUGAGACUCUCGGCUGCGUGAAUGUAAUAUGUUCCGACAAAACCGGCACAAUCACGAAGAACGAGAUGACCGCCACGGUUCUCGUGACGUCAGAAGGUUACAUCGCUGAUGUUACCGGUGCAGGAUACAAUGGUCUGGGCGAAGUGCGAAUACGGAAGUGCGACAACGCCGAGCUUGCACGCACCGCUAUCAAUAAUAUGUUGGAAGUGGGUUGCGUGUGCAAUAACGCUAUCAUACAGAAUGACACUCUGCUCGGACAACCGACGGAAGGCGCGCUGAUAGCUGUGGCCAUGAAAUUUGGAAUGUAUGGCGUUGCCGAUAAAUAUUUGCGAUUGCAAGAAUAUCCAUUUUCUUCGGAGCAAAAAAUGAUGGCUGUGAAAUGCACACCAAAGUUUGGUGAGAACAGGCAAGAAAUCUACUUUGUGAAGGGCGCGCUGGAGAAGAUUCUGCCGCAGUGCACGAAAUAUUACGAGAACGGUCAGGUGUAUCCGCUAAGUCAGAAGAAAGAUCAGGAAUUCUUGACGGAAGCAUACGAUAUCGGCCAGCAAGGAUUGAGAGUAAUCGGCUUGGCACGUGGCUCUUCGUUGCAAGAUCUGAUUUACGUCGGUCUAGUCGGCAUCUGCGAUCCACCGAGACCGCACGUACGCGAAUCUAUCAGUAUUCUGAUAAACAGCGGUGUCAAGGUGAAAAUGGUGACGGGGGAUGCAAAGGAAACCGCAGCUGCGAUAGCCAGCAUGAUCGGUCUGGACACGCUCCACAGUCGAUUGUUGUCGGGAGACGAAAUGGACAUGAUGUCCGAACACCAGCUGGAACAAUGCAUCAGUAACGUCAGCGUAUUCUAUCGCGUAACGCCAAAGCACAAACUUUGUAUCGUGAAAGCCUUACAGAGGAACGGCAAUAUAGUAGGUAUGACUGGUGACGGUGUAAACGACGGGGUUGCGUUGAAGAAGGCGGACAUAGGCAUCGCCAUGGGAAAAAACGGCACUGACGUGUGCAAGGAAGCGGCCGACAUGAUUCUGGUCGACGACGAUUUUGGUACAAUCAUCGCGGCGAUCGAGGAGGGAAAAGGAAUCUUUCACAAUAUCCGUAACUUUGUGAGAUUUCAAUUGAGCACCAGCAUCGCUGCGCUCUCUCUGAUAGCUCUCGCGACAUUGAUGAGUAUACCAAAUCCGUUGAACGCGAUGCAAAUACUAUGGAUCAACAUUAUUAUGGACGGUCCACCCGCUCAAAGCCUUGGAGUAGAGCCAGUCGAUAAGGAUGUGUUAAAACAAAAGCCACGAAAUACAAAGGAGCCAAUGAUCACACGUCACCUUAUAAUUAACGUUUUAUUGUCAGCUACCAUCAUUAUUCUCGGCACCUUGUGGGUGUACAAUAGAGAGAUGGUUAACGGGAAUACCGCGAGAGACACCACCAUGACAUUCACCUGCUUCGUAUUCUUCGAUAUGUUCAAUGCGCUUAGCUGUAGAUCACAGACAAAGUCUAUAUUCACGAUCGGUUUGUGGAGUAACAAAAUGUUCCUGGUAGCAGUAACGCUAUCUGUCAUCGGACAGAUGCUCGUCAUUUAUUUCCCUCCGUUACAGAGAAUAUUCCAGACCGAAGCUCUUACGGCGAAAGAUCUCUUAUUUCUGGCAGCGUUGACGUCGAGCGUCUUCGUGAUCAGCGAGUUCAAGAAAUGUUUGGAGAGGCAGCUCCAGAAACGUCGCAAUGUUAACAACGGCCAGUAUUACAACAAAUUCGAAAUGGACUUUGUAUGACAGUUACAGUCUGCCGAGAAUAAGACGGCGGACAAAGAUCAUAACGAAUAAGUAUCGGGCAUCGAUACCGCCCCCUCGGCGCGGUCGUCCGUUCGUUCGCGUUCGUUAAUCAACACACAUUACUUCGCGCUAACAUAAUCGACUAUGCUUGCACCAUUCGUAACCUCACGUGUUACGCACCUAUCACACGAGAGUAAUAAUAGCGACACUUCUACGUAUUGAUUCGCAGUGACUGCGGUUUUUCUCUCCUUUUUUUUCCCUUUUAUUUUUGUUUAAUCGUUCACAAAUUGUCCGACUCUAUUUUCCGGCGCAUCGUACCAAGUUCCGAUGUGGUAAGUUACAUAGACUGUAGGUACUUAGGCUAUAUUUCACUGUUGUCCCCACAUCGAACUCUAUUCUAAUUGAGAUAAACACAAAUCUAUGAUGAUCGCUGAGGUCUGUAGACGUACUGUUCUCUUGCGUAGAAAAGUCGCGUAGAUGGUUCGCACUUUGUGCGCACUUAAUACAAUUCCCGCCAAAGCUUUAGUCACAUCAGCCGUUUAUAGCUGAUCUAACUAAUUGCUUAGCCAUUUUCCAUCGUCAUUCUUCCGCCAAAUGUAACAUGGCGCAGAAAAGACAUUUACUGUAUCACGCGCUGUCCAGCAAACGAGGGAGGUUUGAAACGCGUUGAAAUGGGACAGCUGCAUACGGCCGUGUAUCCUUCACGUGUAGUUUAUGAAUAAGUUAAUUGCCUCACGAUACUCUCCCCGUUUAAGAUUGUUAAAAUUAAAUUAACGUAGUCGAUGCUAAAACAAGCCAACAUUCGAUGAUGUAUUGACGACUCGCGCGGUAUUGCUCUCGCGUGGGGAUGAGUGAAUUAGUGAAACGGAGAAGAAGAAUCCGGGGACGCGACAGCUGCGGGCGUUUCAAUUAGAAUAGAGUUUACUGUGUCACUAUGAUGAAAUUACGAAUCACCAUACGAAUCGUCAUAGAUGAUAGCGGCGCUACUGCACAUUCCACGCACGUUUGAUAGAUCGACGACUUUUAAUGAUAUAUUCUGUAUCUAUAUGAUGUAGUCGUAGACUGCAGUUCGAAGUAACGUUUGCACUGAGAACCAUUCGUAAUCAUUCUUGUCUAAUACUUUUUUCUAAAGAUACCGCCACGGUUUGUACGUAAGAUCUACUUAGGACAGAAAAAAAAAUCUCGUCGAUAUCUCGCGUCAUCUGCGUUUAUCAUUCACUGUCGGUCAAUUCGUGCUAGAAGAAAGAGGAGCAAGAAAGAGAGAGAGAGAGAGAGAGAGAGAGAAGGAAGGGGGCGGGAGAGAGCGAAUCAUGCAGCAUCUUAGCGCAAGUAUAUAAGAAGACGAACAUAAACCGACGACUUACAAAGCGAUUGCAUUUAAGAAAGAUACACACAGUUGUAAUCGGCGGAAAUAAACGCUCUUACAAUGUUCCUUAAUUGUACGUUUACAGAACGAUGUGUACUUUCGACGGCAAGACAUGCACGAUGAUGCUCAUCUGAUUAAAUAAAUUGGUUGUUUUGGAUGACGCACAA
Messenger RNA from Dinoponera quadriceps, 4377 nucleotides. RefSeq names its product calcium-transporting ATPase type 2C member 1 (gene SPoCk). The transcript is spliced from 15 exons. Gene Ontology annotation, molecular function: ATP hydrolysis activity; ATP binding; P-type calcium transporter activity. Gene Ontology annotation, biological process: manganese ion transport; calcium ion transmembrane transport; intracellular calcium ion homeostasis. Bases 1 to 2844 code for a protein of 947 amino acids. Gene Ontology annotation, cellular component: Golgi membrane; endoplasmic reticulum; plasma membrane. The record is from RefSeq and is a predicted model, not a curated record. Lineage: Eukaryota; Metazoa; Arthropoda; Insecta; Hymenoptera; Formicidae.